Molecule: messenger RNA, 1448 nt
Organism: Oryzias melastigma (Indian medaka)
Lineage: Eukaryota; Metazoa; Chordata; Actinopteri; Beloniformes; Adrianichthyidae
Gene: nots
Product: nothepsin
Exons: 9
Coding region: 82-1329 (415 amino acids)
Biological process (GO): proteolysis
Molecular function (GO): aspartic-type endopeptidase activity
Source: RefSeq, a predicted model, not a curated record
CUCGUCCAAUCAGAGCGGUCGCUUCCUCUGACUAACUCUGCCUUCCUGUGGCGUCCAGCAGUCGGACUCUGACUGGAGAUCAUGUCCAAGGUGCUGCUGCUGCUGCUGCUGGUGUGGACAUGCACGGCUUCAGCGCUGCUCAGGGUUCCUCUGAGGAGGAACCCCACCAUCCGAACCCAGCUGCGAGCUGAAGGUCUGCUGGAGCAGUUCUUGAAGGAGAACCAGCCGGACAUCUUCAACCGCCGCUUCGCUCAGUGCUUCCCGCCCGGCACGCCGUCGCUGAGGCUCGGACGCUCCAGCGAGAAGAUCUAUAACUUCAUGGACGCCCAGUACUACGGAGAGAUCAGUCUGGGAACUCCAGAACAGAACUUCUCUGUCAUUUUUGACACCGGAUCCUCUGACCUGUGGGUUCCCUCCUCCUACUGUGUCAGCCAGGCCUGUGCGUUCCACAGACGCUUCAAGGCCUUCAAGUCGUCCUCCUUCCACCAUGACGGACGGACGUUCGGGAUUCACUACGGAUCUGGACACUUGCUUGGAGUCAUGGGCAAAGACACUCUAAGGAUCGGUAAUCUGACCAUCCUCAACCAAGAAUUUGGAGAGUCUGUGUAUGAACCCGGCUCGACCUUUGUAACAGCAAAGUUCGACGGUGUUCUGGGUCUGGCCUACCCAUCUCUCGCAGAGAUCAUCGGAAACCCCGUCUUUGACAACAUGCUGGCACAGAAGAUAUUGGACGAGCCGGUCUUCUCUUUCUACCUCAGCAGGAGUACAGGUAAAGGUGUCCCAGAAGGAGAACUGUUACUUGGUGGAACAGAUGAGAGUUUGUACAUUGGACCAAUCAACUGGGUUCCUGUCUCUAUAAAGGGAUACUGGCAGAUCAGAAUGGACAGUGUGUCCGUCCAGGGGGUGAGUUCCCUUUGUCGGCGUGGAUGCGAGGCCAUCGUUGACACAGGAACGUCCCUCAUUGCUGGACCCCCCAGAGAAGUCCUAAAACUCCAUCAGCUCAUCGGAGCGACACCCACUAACUUUGGCGAUUUUGUUGUGGAUUGUGCCAGAUUGUCUAGUUUGCCUCAUGUGACUUUUGUCCUGGGUGGAGUGGAGUACACGCUGACUUCUGAGCACUACAUCAGGAAGGAGACGUUCGGCAGCAGAGAUCUCUGCUUCACCGGUUUCAUGGCUGCAGAAAUCUUUUCUGCUGAGGGUGCCCUGUGGAUUCUGGGAGAUGUUUUCCUCACUCAGUAUUACACCAUCUUUGACAAAGGACAGGACCGGGUUGGCUUUGCCCGAGCCAAACACGUCAUUGAAGAGUCACAGGAACAGUUUGAUCAAUAAAGGAUUUCUAUCUGUAUCUCUGCCAAAGUAAAAAAAAGAAAACGUGAUUUUCAUUAACGAUCGCUCAAACGUUUAUUUUGACUUUUAUUAGAAAUAGCAAAAUAAAGUAAUUAUCUUUA